Molecule: messenger RNA, 7184 nt
Organism: Microplitis demolitor
Lineage: Eukaryota; Metazoa; Arthropoda; Insecta; Hymenoptera; Braconidae
Gene: fra
Product: neogenin
Exons: 8
Coding region: 588-5447 (1619 amino acids)
Biological process (GO): cell-cell adhesion
Cellular component (GO): membrane
Molecular function (GO): protein binding
Source: RefSeq, a predicted model, not a curated record
GUAUAGAACUUGUAUAUGUAUAAAAUGGUACAGUAGCAUAGAACUGUAUAUAUAGACUAGAAUGAGGUGAAUAUGAGGGGGUUGGAUACAUGUAGUUGUAUAGAUGUAGAUAUAUGUACACAUAUAUAAUAUACGGUAUAGAAUAACGAGAAACGAGACUAUGGCGGCGACGACGACGACGCUAACCGUCUCCUCGCGCGCAGCCAGCAAUAUGUCGUCCUCUUAUUAAAAUGAUUAAAAAAUAUAAUUCUGUGUAUUUCAAAUAAUAUCUAAUUGUCGGUUAUCUAAUUAGUAAGUGCAAUAAUGAAAUUAUACAUCUGUAGAUAAUUUAUUAUAAUUUAAUAAAUUUUUUUGUUUAUAAUAUGAAGUGACGGGUUUGGAACUAAUAAAUAAAAAUCGAAAGCUAGUGUGAAAGAAAUAAAAAAAAAAGGAGAGUGAGAUGAAAGGGAUGUGGAUUAAUAGGAUUGUAGAUUGUAGAGGACGACAGUUAUAAAAUGAUAUUAGCGUGUGAAUUUAAUUUCAAAUUAAAAUUAUUAUUUAUUUAGUAUUUUUUUUUUUUUUUUUUAUUUAAGUAUUGAUUAGAUAAAAUGGAUAAGUCUAUUGGAGUAUAUCUGAUAUUUUGUGCAUUAAUAACUAGCGGUCUUUGUGCUGCUGGACUGGAUUUGAUAGUAGAGCCGAAGGAUGUUAUUGUUGAGCCAGGUGGUGCUGCUCGACUUGACUGUCAAGCGUCUAGUACAGUUUACGAUCCAUCAGCUAUUAAUAUCCAGUGGCGUACAGAAGACGGCCAGAUGAUUAAUUUUAUUGGUGACAGUUAUAGAUCACAAUUAGCUAAUGGUUCAUUAUAUAUAAGUAGCGUUUACGCUGAUAAUCCAGAAUUAACUGGUGGUUAUCAGUGUCUAGUAACAGUGGAGAAUGUUGGAGCCGUUGUAUCACAAAUAGCCACUAUCAGUUUGUUAUCACAGUUACCGAUGUUUGCAGAAGAGCCGCGAAAUAUUGCCGUCAGUUUGGGACAGACAGCAUUUUUUAGCUGCAGUCUAUUGUCAACUAAAUUGUUGGCUGAUCGAGUUAAGAUUCACUGGCUGAAAGAUGAACAUCCGCUGCAACUUGAUGAAAGUCGCAUGACUAUUAUGCCGUCUUCCGGUGCGCUGGAAAUAGAUGACGUACGCAAUGAAGAUGUGGGUUCUUACCGAUGCAAUGCUACGGCAUUUAGUCAGCAUCGGUUGAGUAACAAAGCUCAGUUGUCUCUUGAACAAGAAUCCUCGUCGUUGUCUAUUAAUUUUGACGAACAAUCGCCCCCUAUAUUUAUUGCAAAACCUAAACCACAGAUAGCCGUUGAAGGUGCAACGAUUAUUCUCGAAUGCGCAGCUAACGCUCGGCCUAAACCUUCUAUUUUAUGGUUGAAAGACGGAGUUGCUGUUGAUUUAGCUGCGCUGGAUUCGAGAUAUCGUAAAAUAGCAGCAUCUAGUCUUAUGAUUACUGAUAUUAUGGAGGAAGACACUGGAUCGUAUCAAUGUCGGGCAAAAAAUGAUGUUGAAACACUUGAUGCAGUGGCUGAAGUAACGGUUCAGGUGCCACCGAGAUUUAUUAAGAGACCUGAAGAUAAGGUAGCAAGCGAAAAUCAGGAUUUAGAAUUUGAAUGUGAUAUUUAUGGUAAACCAGAGCCUAAAGUUACUUGGCUUAAAAAUGGAGAAAAAAUAACUUUAAGUGAAUACUGGCAGCUUGUUAAUAAUAAUAAUUUAAGAAUAAAUGGACUACUGCCGAUAGAUGCAGGAAUAUUUCAAUGUAUCGGAACCAAUCCGGCAGGUUCAGUUCAAACUUUCGCUCGACUUGUUAUCAUUCACAAGCCAAAAAAAAUUCAAUUGGCAAAAUUAACAUCGACAACAUUGUCACCAAAAUUAUUGCCGAAAAAAAAAUUAUCUCGUCAAAGACAAUUGUAUAAUAAUACCUGGCAACAUCCCAGCACGCUCCUUGGUCAUACAUUAUCAGCAUUUACUCCUUCAUCACCAGAAUUAUCAUCGAAUUCUUAUUCCGGUGAUGAUUCCGCGGAUUUAUUUUUUGAUAAAGUAACUGAAACUGAGACUGAUCCUGAUGAUACCUUAUUACCUCCACCUCCACCACAACAUCAUCAUCAUAAUCACAACCAUCAUCAUCACCAACAAAAACCUGAACCCCGUUUUAUAGAUAACACGGAUAAUUUGGAUUUAAUCGAGGGAGGUGGUAGCAGUGGACCACUUUUAUCAGCACCAAGAAAUCUUAGUGUCGUUAUUGUUUCAACGAGAUUUGUUACUUUACGAUGGCAGAAGCCGGAAAAUGCUGACAGUGACUCAUCACUUACUUACCAUAUUUACUAUAAACAAGAUGGAUCUCAAAGAGAACGCGUUGUGACAACAGCACACAGACAAUUAGAAGUAGUCGUAAGAAGUCUUCAGCCCGGAGUAACAUAUCAAUUUCGGGUUGUAGCGCACAAUUCUCAAGGUAUAGCCGGCGCCUCUAGUGAAGUACUUACAGUAACAACGCACUCUGAAGCAGAUGUACCAAGUCCGCCGUUAAAUCUCGAAGGCCACGCAACUAGUAGCCAAAGUAUAAAAGUAUCUUGGCAAGAGCCGAAAAUUCUUAAUGGCCGCAUAUCUAAGUACGUUGUGACAUUGGAAAUUACAGACGACACUAGCAGUAAUUCUGGAGCUGGUGUGUUCAGCGAAGUUGAAAAAAUACGUGAGACAACAAUCACAACUUGCGAACUAGUUGACUUAACGCCUUAUACAGAGUAUAGUAUUUCGGUGUACGCGGUGAAUGAAAACGGGCCAGGUCCUUCGACCGGUGAAAUAAAUAUAAGAACAUUUAGCGCGCAACCAUCUCACCCGCCACACAACGUAACAUUAGAAGCCGCAAGCUCGACAAGUAUAAUUGUCAGAUGGGAGCCACCACUUGAAGGACAAAAUGGCAUAAUAACUGGUUACAAAAUUCGUUAUCGCCGUCAGGAUCGUCGCUAUCACUCGAACACGAUAACAACAGAGGGCAACAAACGUCUUCAUGUAAUUUCAGGAUUAGAAAAACAUGGAGUUUAUCAUGUCCGUAUUUGUGCAUUGAAUGUAAACGGUACCGGACCUUGGACAGAAUGGAUGGCAAUUGAAACCUACGAAAACGAUUUAGACGAAUCAACAGUACCCUCAGCGCCAACAAAUUUACGAACGAAACCCUUAUCAACAUCAAUAUCCGUGUGGUGGAGUCCACCUAAAGAUGACAAAAUAAAAGUACGCGGUUAUAUUAUUAGCUGGGGUAAAGGUUACCCGGAUGUUUUCAAUCAUGAAUUGGAUGGUAAACAACGUUACUAUUCAAUUGAAUCACUUGAUCCAAUGUCCGAGUAUGUAAUAUCAUUGCGCGCCAGCAAUGAAGCGGGUGAAGGGCCACCAAUUUAUGCGAAUGUCAGAACAACCGAGAAGACAGCAGUUGAAUCAACAGUAACACCACUGAUACCACCCGUUGGUCUCAAAGCAAUUGUCUUGUCUGCCAGUACCGUUGUUCUGUACUGGACAGAUACGUCACUUUCGAAAAGUCAAUAUGUCACAGAUCAUAGAUAUUACGUCGUCAGAUAUGCGCCAUAUCAUCCAUUAACGCUGAGUCCACGGUAUAAAUAUUUCAAUGCAACUGAUCUCAAUUGUAUGAUUGACGACUUAAAGCCGAAUACACAGUACGAGUUUACCGUUAAAACAGUUAAGGGAAAACGUGAAUCACCGUGGAGCAUGAUUGUCCUUAAUCAAACACACGAGGCUGCACCCACAUCAUCACCGCGUGAUUUAACUGUUCAGAGUUACGAAGAUCGUUCUACUGCGGUAAUAGUACACUGGCAACCACCUAAACAACCCAAUGGCCAUAUUAUCGGCUAUAUUAUAUCUUAUUCGACUGAUAAUACUAAACGUGAGAGAGAUUGGCAUGUUGAAGGUGUACUUGGAAACAAGACUGAGUAUAUUAUUAAAGGACUGAAACCCAGUACAACUUAUUAUUUUAAGAUCCAAGGAAGAAAUAUAAAAGGCUAUGGACCUUUUUCAUCUGUCGUUGUCUUCAAAACACCACAGAGCAAUGGCAUGGAUUAUGAUGAUUUUUACAGCCAACAACAACAAGACGGACGUGGAUUAUCACAAAGUCUCAUCUACAUAAUAGUAGGCUGCUCAGUCGUAUUAAUAACCGGAGUGGCAGUUGUUGUUGUAUUCGUAUGCUGCAGACGACAAAAUGACUCGCCGGAUCGUAAAAAAGGAUAUAUGAAAGACGUUAAUCAGAAGACAAAUAUUAAACCACCUGAUCUAUGGAUUCAUCAUGAUCAAAUGGAACUCAAAGCCUUGGAAAAAUCAUCGAUAAACGGCGAAACUUUAACAUCAACCACCAGCGGCGGAAUUGUUAAUAAUACACUACCAAGAUCUGGUAAUACUGAUUACAAUAAUACAGAAACAUCUGGAAAUGCGGUAAUAAAUUCUGGUUCAUUGGAUAAACGUACUUACGUACCAAGUUACAUGGCGACAAAUAAUUUGGAUGACAAAUGCUCGACACUCACGAGACAACACAGCCGCAGUAAAUCAAAAUUUAUUCCUCUAACUGUUGUUGAUAGUGGUGGACCGCUACAUUCAUCCAUAGCAUCAGCAACGGCGGCAUCAACGGCCAUUGUAAAUAGUAGUCACGGUAACAGUUUAUCACAACCGACAAUCUACAAUUCAUCAGAUGCUUCACGUGAACCAUCGCGAUCAAUUUAUCCGCGAACUGUCGGUGCUCAAUACAGUUUAAGUAGAGCACACAUAACAUUAGAACCUACUCCAGAAUCAAAUCCAUCAGUCGAUUUGUCAUCAAUGUCAAGUAAUUACGAGCAGCUUCAUCAUAAUUCAAUGACUUAUGGCAGUACGCCGUACAAUAAUUCAACAAGUAGUCAACAGUUUACACCUGGACACUACGUUGCUGGCAGCACAAGCCAAUCUUCCGUGGCAGCAAAUUCAUCGAGCGUAAUUUCCGGUGGAAAUAGUAGUCGGGGUGAACUUACUGGUGGUAGUGGAUCAGGAACAGAUUCUGCAAAUGCUAGCAGCGCUGGUGGUGGCAGUGGUAGCAUCAAACGACUUCAAGGUCAUCCGUUAAAAAGUUUUAGUGUGCCAGCACCGCCACCACAGUCGGCACCAUCAACACCAGCGCAACAGAAACACGCCACUCAGGUUUCUCAAGUAACUGUAAGAUCUAGUCUAUCCGGAAGUCCAUAUAAAAAACAACCAGGUUCUUCCUCAGCAGUAGCUAAUACUAAUCAAUUGACGAAAAAUCGAUUGGCUUCCGUUUCAAAUGCCUGUCAUACGCCUGAAGAAAUUGAACGACUUAAACCCUCGUACAGUACCGAGGAAUUGAAUCAAGAAAUGGCUAAUUUAGAAGGCCUAAUGAAAGACUUGAAUGCGAUAACGGCCUCGGAAUUUGAAUGUUGAAAUAUUUUAUUUAUUUCGAUAUAAACUUUUUUAUUUUUUUAAUUGUAUAUUAAUUAUAUAAUCUCACUGCCCCGGUAUAAACCGUACUAUUUUAUUAUUUAUACAUCGACUUUUUUUACGCGAUUUUGUGUAGAAAAUUUUUUUAUAACGAAUUUAAUACUACGACACCCAUUAAUAUAUUUUAUUAUAUAUUAAUAGUAUAUAAUACUAAUUAGUUUAUUAAGAUAGAAUAAAUUUUAUUAUAAUAUUUAUAUAUUGGGGUGCUCCAAAAAAACCGAUUAUUUUUUUUUUUUCGAGUCUCUUAUGAAAAUUUGUUGGGUUACAAUGUUUUAAGAAGCCUCUCCAAAAAUCAGCUCGAUAAAAAAUUUUCAAGAGGUCGCUCACGAAUUUUGAAAAUAUCAAAAAUAAUCGAGAUUCGAAUUUUUUUUUCUCAUAGCGGCAAUAGUUUAUAUUUGUGAAAUCAUGACCACGCUGAAAAUUUAAGUCCAAAAUUUAAACAUUUAAACCUCGCUCAAGAAUUUUGAACGUUUUCGAACGACCCUUGAAUAUUAAUUAUAAAGCUUCUCGAUUUUUUCACCACCAAUUUGGAUCAUAAUGAAUGAAAAUAUAACCCGAGAAAUAGAAAUAAUAAGUUAUUUACAUACUUUUUUAUUAUUUAAUUCAAUGUUUGGUUUUUUCACUUAUUCAAAACUUACCAAAUUUUAUUGCUUAACACUGUCUUGUAUAUUUUUGUUUAUGCAAAAGUUAUAUUUUAGUAAAAUAACAAUAAUUGAGUAACAAAAAAAUACAAAAACUAAUUCAAAGUAUUAGUCACAUAUUAUCAGUUAAUAUUCAAAAUUCUUGAGCGCCGUUUAAAUAUUAAAAUUUGGGGCUAAAAUUUUCAGCAUAGACAUGAUUUUACAAAUAUAAACUAUUGCUGCCACGAGAAAGAAAAAAAAUUUAUAAGUAAAAAAUCCGAAUUUCAAUCAUUUUUGAUAUUUUCAAAAUUCGUAAGCGACCUCUUGAAAUUUUUUAUCGAGCUGAUUUUUGGAGAGGCUUCUUAAAACAUCGUAAGCCAACAAAUUUUCAUGCAAGAUCGAAAAAAAAAAUAGUCGGUUUUUUUGAGCCACCCUAAUAUAUAUUAUAUAUAAAUAUUGUCUGCCAUAUAAUAUUCAGCGUAUUUUACGCUUCUUAUUUUAUCAUAAAAUUUUUUAUAUCUUUUGUACAAAUGCGUGUGAUUUAAAAAAAGAAAAAAAAAACAUCACAAAUGUCUUAAAAAAAAAAAAAUAUCAUUUUCUUUUGCAUUAAUGUUCGAUAGGCUGAAAAUUGCCCACUGAAAAUUUUAUCAUAAAAAAAAAAAACAUUUUUAUCAUAAUUACAAAAUAUGACAGCGGACCAAAAGUUAACCGCCGUAAUUUUUUUAUUCGACUAACAAAAAAUGAAAUAAAAAUGAUUAUAUAAUGAUCUCAUUAAUGUAAUAUUAACAAGUAUUUACGCUCAACUGCCAUAAAAAAUUUUACAAAAAAAGCGAUUUUGUAACAAAAUAAAAAAAGGAAAUUGAAAAAAAAUUUUUUAAGUAUGAACAGAGUAUUAUUAGGAUUGAUAUUUAAAAUAUAAUUAGUUUGGUAUUUGAUAUAUUUUUUUUAUAUCUAUUUAUAAUUUUAUAAUUAAAAAAUACGAUUAGUAAUUUUUUUACUUUUUUAUUCAUAUUAAUACGCACAAAAUAACGCGUGUUUGGAUAAUUUUACACGAAAAAUA